Molecule: messenger RNA, 780 nt
Organism: Sinocyclocheilus anshuiensis
Lineage: Eukaryota; Metazoa; Chordata; Actinopteri; Cypriniformes; Cyprinidae
Exons: 3
Coding region: 126-266 (46 amino acids)
Cellular component (GO): respiratory chain complex
Source: RefSeq, a predicted model, not a curated record
UCCGGUGUGUUGAUGUCAUGCUGAUGACAUAUGAAGCUAGUUGAAGGCUAACGCAGAGCCAUACUAGAUUUCGGGACCAGUGUCACUGUUAUUUAGUUUCUUUUCACCAUUUCAAAGCUUUAAUCAUGAUGCAAUUCAUACUUGGCUUCACUCUGGGGAACGUGGUUGGCAUGUAUCUGGCACAGAAUUACGAGGUACCCAAUAUUUCAAAGAAAAUCGAGGCCUUUAAGAAGGACGUGGAGGCCAAGAAGAAACCCCCAGAGUGAUGGACACAAGUCACGUGUGGAAAUAUGGCAAAUUGUAAUUAACUGUAGAGGGAUAUUUAAGAACAAGAACAUAAUCUAGUAUGUGUUAAAGUAUAAACAAAAGAGCCCUCAAGAUGCACAGUAUAUUCCUAGUGUCAAAUAGUGCCUCAAAAUCAAAAUUGUUUUUGAAAGUUGACGUGUUAUGCAUUUUGCAUUGUAUUCUCUCUCUCUCUCUCUCUUUUUCUAAAUCAGGGUACAUUUGUUUACACCUGAUUUUUUUGCUGUUACAUUUUGGAUAAUUAUUCAUUAAUAUAUUUUAAAAACUCAAUGGGAUAUUUUUUUGUCAGAAACAGCUUGCAGUGUGAUGCAGUUCUUGGGUUUGCUGUAUUUAUGGAGAAACAUAUUUGCAGGGCAAAUAGAAACUGCACAGAAUAAUCAGAGAUUCGAAACAAAUUACUGCAAUGUUUUAUAAAGGCUUCUAAAUAUUAUGUAAUAAAGUUAUGAGAUUAUACUAAUAAAAUGCUUAUAUUAAGUU